ACGUUUCAACGACUGUGACUACGGCCGCCGCUGCGCGCCAGUCGUGUCAUGGAGGAUCUCCUGCUGCAGCUCGUUAAGGAAGCGCACAAUGCCAAACUACACGGCCUCAGAAAGGCUGCCCAGGAUGCCUCCGACUUCCUGGAGAAGCAGCAGGGCCUGCUGCGCGAUCCACCACACGAGCUACGCGCCAAGUGCCUCCGAGCGAUUCAGCUCGCCCUCGAGACCAAACGCAGCAAGUUCGUUGCCUUUGGCUUAUCCGGCCUACACAGAAUGCUGCGGGACGACAGAUUUCAGUCGCCGUACGAGCCGGAAGACGAUUCCCUGUGGCUUCCGGCUCAGAUGCUGCACGCAAUGGGUUCCAUUCUGUCGCAGUCCGACGACACCCAGACCGACAUGCUCAAAGUACUGCUGCAAGUGGCGUGCUGUCCCUACUGGACAAUGAACGGCCGCUUAAUAAUCGCAAUCCUAACGACUUGCUGCGAAGCCUUUGAGCACGGCAACCAAGCGGUCAGAACUGCGGCUCAGGCGGCCACUAGUCAAACCUUGCGGUCGUUCUGCUUAUUUUUGGACGAGGAGUGCCAGGAGAUGGACGAAAGUGCCAAGCGCAACAAGAGCAUUCGCGAGCGCGGGGUGUGCUGCUUCAACGAAGCGCUGCCCAUACUGCAGUACAUCUGCUGCAAGCUCGACGAGGCGCAGAACGCAAGGAACGGCAGCACGGUCGUCUUCCUCCUGGAAUCGCUGCACACGCUGAUCUCGUCGCUGCCGCAGAAGAUCCACACCAACGCUCACUUCACCACUUUUCUCUGGCAAAAGUUCUGCCCGGCUUUGAUCGGGUUCCUGGGCACGCCGCGCGUCGACAAGGCCUUCAGCUCGCGCGAGGGCAAAGACUCGGAAAUCGGACGUGGCUCUGGCUACCUCGUCAGCCCCCUCGGCUUCGACAGCCACCAAGCGAAGACCGUUUAUUGCAUCGGAACGGAACUAGUGCGACUAGUAGGCUGCGCUGGGCCGCUUCGUCCAGUACUCGAGUCGGUCUUCCAUCGGAUGCUGCUGUAUCCACCCCCUCAGCAACGUCUGGAGCCUCUGAAAGCUCUCAAGGAAUUGCUGCGCAGUCCAAGUCGUAUCGUUGAUUUCUCCGGGCCGCUGCUCGUCGAGGAGGAGAAAUCCUGCCAGUUGCAGAGCGACAUGGCGCUCAUGAGGCUGGCGAUGGACUCGAUAGAGGAGUCGACGAGCGCCAAUCUGUCGGUACUGCACGCCUCGGUCUCCUGCGUCGUUGCCAUGCUGUCGGCGCUCCAGGAGCUCUGCGACGGCAAGGCCAUCAGUCACGAUUACACUUGCACCAUCAACAGCCUUUACGACGACCUCGAGUCGUGCGACUAUCGCGGACCGCUCACUUAUCAGAGCAUGGCCCGUCUUCCCAAGACCUAUAGAGAACAGCUGGAAUUGAUGAAGAAGAACAACGUCUCCGACUCGGACUCUUCGGGGCACGGACCGUCGGAAGACGGGGACUCGACCGACACGGAAGGUCCAGCCAACAACGAGUCCGCCGACGAUGUCGUUGAAGACGGCAAUAACAGUUGCCUCGAAGACAGCGACUACGUGCUGGCGAACGAGCGCGAAAGACUGAGAUUGGAGAAGCUUCCCAAGUGCUUGCACGUGGGCAGGCAGUUCGCCGAGGAGUGUAACGUCGACGUCGAGAGGCACAACGCGAGGAAAUUCGUCAAGACCCUAAAGCUGGAUCUCAUACCGACGGUUUUGGGACUGAGGACUAACAUCGAGGUCGACGAGGCCUUGCAGACUUUCGCCUCGGGCUAUUGCCAAGCGCAACAAAAGCUACGAGAGCAGAAAGACCCGGCCAGCGAUAACUGCACGCUGGUGACAAUUAUGAACGCCGACGGGAUAUAUUUGGCCACGUACGCGGCACUCUUGCUGAAUUUGAAACUGAUCCGGAUGAAUUAUUACGAGGACGAUAGCCGGCAGAUUCCAGCUACCGAGGAACAGUUCGUCGAGGAAGUGCACGGUUCGGGCGUACUGGUCUACCUGUCGGCGACCUGGCUGUCCGAGCUCUACCAGCAGGUUCUCGCGUGCAACCUUCUCCAAAAAUGCGGCUACGACCGGUCGUCCAACGAAAACAACGCUCUCGUGAACGUUCUCAUUGACGUCGACGGCAUCACGGGCAGUCAUCCCGGGGGACAAUUGCUGUCGGAUUAUCUGCGCCUGGAGAAAGCCCAGCCGUCGCGCAGUGAGCGAACACCCGAGGCCGAAGCCGGUGCCAAGCUGUCGAGACGCGUGCUCACUUGCUGCUGGGAUAGUAUGGUGGCUGUCCUGGCGACUGGAUUGAAUCCUUGCAAAGACGAGAACGGAAAGGGCAUUUUGGGUAAAGACGACGGUAGAAGUGCGGUCAAGGAUACGAUUGUUCUUUCACUGGAGGGACUGCACAAGGCGGCUAUGCUCAGUAAUAUUCUGGGCUUACAAAGUCGUUGCGGUGCGAUCUUUGCAUUACUGGCCAAAGCUGCGUGCUCCGAACAGUCGAUUUCCAAGCUGAGACGCACAAAGGACGUGCUCAGAUUGAAGUUACAGAAUAAAGCCACCAAUUUGCACACCUCGCACGCGCUGAGUAUGGAGGUUCUCUUGGCCAAAGGAUUGGAACUCGGAAGCCAUGGAAGCGAUUGUUGGCCUCACGUUUUCACGUGCUGUUUGUACGUUAGUAAGUUAGAACACGAUUUCUUUGGAAAGAAUCAAAACCUAGCUUUCCCGAAGGUCGCAAAGAAAGAGAAGAAAGAACCGAAGGAGCCAGCUAAUGAUUGUAAAUCGAAUCAAGAUAGAUUGCGUCUUAGUUUUAAUAUCGUUGACGAUGACGAUGAUACUUGUGUGGACGUCUACAGCUUCCUGUCAACGCCCUACACGCAAAGCACAGCCUUAGAAACGAUUCCCGAGAUCAUUCACGAAUCUAAUGCGGACAAUCAGUUCAAUGGAAUUCUACCGGCCGAUUAUGCCGCAAAAAUCGUUUGCGUUCUCUCGCAGCAAGUCGACAGAUUAUUCGAGGAUGCGGCGCUCAAGUUGAAUUUACGAGCUUUGUGCUCAUUUCUGCAAGCGCUGUGCAGUGCAAGCAAGGACCAGCUGUUCAAGAGCGUCGAUGAUAGUCAAGAGAAUAGGAAAAUCUGGUGGCGCAGAAGUAAGCCACGCGAGGAAGAGCUCAAUGUUUUGCUACUGUCGAGGCUCGGCGAAGUAAUGCUCAAAUGCGUAAAAAGUGGACGUCCAUUGAUCCACAUAAUGAGGGUAUGGAGUAUCUUGGGUCCGCACUUCAUGGAGGCUGCUUGUCAUAAAGACCGUGGCAUCUCGAAGAAAGCGGUCGAGUGCAUCCACGACUCGAUGGCUGCGUUACUGAACGAUCAACUCGAGCUACCCCAUUUCCACUUCAACGAGGCGCUUUUCAAGCCCUUUGAAAACCUCUUGUGUCUUGAACUCUGCGACAGCGACGUGCAAGAUCAAAUUGUCAGCUGCAUCUGCGAGUUCGUAGAGACGAAUCGCACGGAGAUCCGUUCGGGUUGGCGACCGUUGUUCGGCGCUCUGAAGGUCGCUUCGGUGGGUAAUGCCGAAUGCGUCGAGUCCGCGCCUCUCCUCGAGGUCUUCCGCAUCUUUCUCAGCACCGACAAUCCUCUUGUUUUCGCCAACGCUGCUCUCGAUUGCAUACUCUGCUUGCUGAGGCAUGUGCGCGGAAUCGGCGAGCCCGAUGCGCCGCUGGCUGAAGCUGGUGCUCGUAACGACUCUUCCACUGAGACGGACGGUCGAAAAACCGGGCUAUGCUUGGAGAGUCUCAAAUAUCUGCUAAACUGUAGUGAAAUUUUGGCCUCCAUGUACCGAAUGCCUGCCUGUCCGAUCUUCCACGCCGCUCAAAAAAUCCAGAUGUCUAGUAUACCGCAGUAUGUCGAUCCUAUUAUACCGAAUCUAGAAAUAGCACGUUUCGACAGGAAAAGCGAUUCAUUGCACGAUGUCAUACCAGAAGUGUCUUACGAAUUGCUAUCGACUUCUUCGGACACCAAGACGGUCAAUCUGCAGGCUAUGGAUAAACCGAGCGGUAUACUUAGAGUUUGGUACUUACUCAUCGAAGGUUUAGCGAGCGCAACAAUGAUCAGUCCAAAAAAGUAUCAACCCCAUACACUGGAGACGUUGUUCCAUUUAUUGAGAAACACGUUGAACACGCCUGGACCGCUGUUCGGCUUGUACUGCGUCAAUCAUUUGCUACUGCCGAUGGUACAGAACUGGCUUCGCAAGACUUCGAAAAUCUAUCGUGGAUGGGACAAUUUCGCUCCGAACUUCAAGCAGUGCUGCGGGCUCACCACAGACCUGAUCGUCGAUUUCAUAGCUCAUUUACAAGGGCCCGACGCGAAAAGGGAAGAAGCCUUCUUAGCCGCAACGACGUUGAUGCUGAAGCAGCUGUUCUUAGUCAUGGCAGAGUGCGUCGUUCAACCGACCGAGAGCAUCGCUAGGCUUGGCUGUGCCUGCAUAAGGCACGUACUCGUGAGCAGCGGCCCGAACCUGACUGCCGACCAAUGGCAAGUGUGCGGGGUGGCGUGUCACCGCGCCUGCUCCAACUCGCUGCAGGAGCUGCACCAGCUGACGAUGGCCUUCUCGCCGCGGUCCGAGUCGUUUUACGGUGACGCCGCGCAGGUGAAGGUCGCCGCGAGACGCGACAGCACGCCCGAGGAAGCCGAGAGACUCCGUCAACUUGCCGCCCAGGUAUUUCUAAUGGAAGAGCAACGGCUAGAAGAGUUACUCGAUUCUCCCGACGAUAAAUCCUACGUCUUCCUUCUCUACCCACCUUCGAUCGCUUCGACUCUUAAUCCUGAGCUCUAUAUCGUACGAGUACAAAUGAGAGCUCUUGUAGUGGGUCUAUUAGUGCAUCAGAUGCUAUUGCAUUCUAUCGCAAGUGUUUUGCUGGAGGGCACAGACAUUUCUGUUCCAAGUUUGUCCAACGUGUUAAUGAGUCCAUCAUUGUCAUCGCCAAAACCUCGUUCAUCAGUAGCUUUUCUGACGCAUCUUGAGCCACGACACGUGGAUACUUUGCUCUCGGCACUGGACCUGUCUUACGCAGCAGCGUUGAAGUUGGACUCUCGACCCGGAUUAAAAUUCCUUCUACAAAAAGUCGCUAAUCUCCAACGACCAGCUAAUCUCUAUCAUCAAGCUUGCACAGCUUGGACAAUCAAGAUUUUCACAUUGUUCGAAUUGUGCUUGCGGGAAGUAGCCAAGAAUGGAGUUGACUUUGAAAGCGUUGGAUUGAUUUUGAAUGACGAAGUUCGUCCAGAGUCCAAGUAUCGCCAAUUGUUGAAAUAUCUGAGCUUAUUACAAACGACAUUUGACGAGCUCUGCGGCACAUACGUGGAUAUCGCGCUUGACAGAGAUGGCAGAUAUACGAAAGUGGACUCUUUUGCUGAGAAAAAAUUCUUUCUGUUGGUUUCUCAACCCGACGAAUAUACUGAGAUUGUAGAUCCAAAUGAGGAUGGCGCAAACGAGAAUAAUCGGCUAGUCUACAGCGUUACGCCAAACUCUGAGGACGAUUACGCAGAUGACGAUAGUGCCCUCAAGGAUCUUGGUGUUAACGUACCUGUCGAGGAAGACGCUCGACCAUUCCGUUUAUCCGAUUUAGCUGCUGAGUAUUCUACCGACUCUGGUCCACAAUCGGAGCCGGAGACUGACGAUUCAAGACCUUGUUCGAGAUUAGGGUCGAGUAACUCAAGGACCGUAUAUUUGGAUCGAUCGGGUGGCGCGACCAGCGAAGAUCUAGUCGAGUCUUCGCAUACACCUGAUAUGGACAAAGUAUUUAUGCCAAAAAGUAUAUUCAAGGAGGUCAAAAAUGAUACGCCUGAUAGUGAAAGAGAGGAGGCUAGCGGUGAUGCUUACCCCAAGGAAAGGAUGCGGAAGAGCGAGGAUUGUCUAUUGUCCAGAAGGUAUAACUUGAAAUUCAUCCAGAAAGGCGAACUCGAUGCGAAAAAGGAGAGUACGUACUUCCGGUCUAAAUCCAUGAUGGAACUGAGUCAGCCGAAAGAGCACCAAUCGCGGAUUGUUCAUCAAUCAUCCGCGGUGACUUCCACUAAUACCGAAUUACCCGAAAGCGACGACGAGGAUCUAACACCUGCAGCUGAAUGUCCACAGACAGCACCGAUCGAUGCCGUGAAAGCUCUACUCGAAGAACACGAACGUAGCAAACGGGGCCUCCGUACAAAUCCAUUUUUGCAAGACGAGCACGAGAAAAUGCUGAUUGCUAACAGAGCGAUGAGCAGCAUUGACGACGACGGACAGGCAGCCAGAGAUGCUAAUAAGGACAGUGAGAUUCGCAGGAAGGCUUGGGCCGAAACUAUUGCCGCUAGUAUCGAGUACGCGCUUGCACUUUCGGACGAGCGAUUGGCGCCGUUGCUUCCGGUUCUGCUGGGCGGAGUUCGAAUACUGACGCGACACGCGCACGAGUCGGCGCUCAAGCAUCGGCUGUCGGAUCUCUUCCAACGCAUCGCUCAUAUCUAUAAGACCAGACUCGCCGCCAAGUGAACUGCUAGCGGCUACAUUCAAUUUUUUCUUUUUCUUUUUCUUUUUCUUAUUCUUUUUUGGUCUCACGUUCACGGAAAGCUACAACGUUGUUAUACGUCUACUUUCUUUUCUUGUUCCUUUUUUCGUCGUCUAUGGAUAUUGUCUAUAUAAAAAACAUAGUAAGAGGUUGUAUUAUCGAUGUACAAAUACGGAUGGUCAAACUAUAUUUUUGAAAGUCUUGUUGUUACAUGUUGCUAAAAAAAAUUCGACUGAUAGGUGUUUCAAAGAUUUUAUGUCGUGUGUGGAGAUGCCGUUAUAUUUUUGUAUUAAGUUCUUAGGCAUUUAGUAAAGGAUGUGUAAUGAACCAAAAAUCGAGCUUUCCGUGAACUUUGGAGUUAUAGAAAAUUGAAUAAAUUGUUUGCUAAGGGGCACAAGUAUCAUGAUAACAUUGACUCAGUGGAAGUGUUAAUUAUUCUUCGUGUUCUGAUUCGGAUGAAUACUGAGUUGUCACAACCGUUAGGCGAUAAAUUUUUUCGAGUACAACUUCUCUGUGCUCUGUUUGUACGGUAUACAAGUGCAUUAUAAAGUUGACUGAUUCUAGAACAAUUUAUAAAAUAAAGAUGUUAAUUAAUGAUUCUUGUACUAAAAGUAUCUAUAUACGAUAAGUAAGUUGAUCUUACAACAAUGGGUAUUAUUGCGCGGUCAAAUGACAUUUUCAAUUACACUAUGAACGAUGAGUCGAUUGAUUACUAUGGUCAUAUAUUUAACUGACUGCACUGUUUGAUCCAGAAGUAUAAUCUUGUAACAUUGAUUCAAAGCCAUGCUUAUUUCGAAAUAAUAUUAUUUAAGUUUUGGAUCUUAGUUUCUUUCGAUCGUGCCGUAAUAUUAUCUCAUGAACGGUUAUAUUCGAAGAUUUUAUUAAAAGUUAGUGGCGUGUAAGAAAUCUCUCUUACGUUCAAAUGCACGAUAUACGGCUGUGGUACAGAAUGGCAGGAAAUGAACAGUAUAUUCGCUUUGCCGCUCUCAAGAUUAUAUAUAUAUAUCGAAAUCUGGUGCUAAUGCACGCGUAUUUUACCGAUGAAUAUGAUUAAAAACAUGUUUGCUGUUUUGAUCUUUUUAUUGGCCCAUCGUCAUAAUUUAAAAUAUUUAUAUUGCUUUGUUUCUAUCGAGGAGUUGGGCAUUUUGCGCAACUUGUUAGGAAAAAUUGUAUACAAUACUCGCACGCACGUAGGUGUCUCCCGUCUUGUAUCGUAAUAUACUAUUUUAAUUGCUAUAUACAACAAACUCGAUAUUAGUCCUAACAAUAUCAAAUGUUUCGUUCAGUGUUCAUUUGCAUUGGAAUACUCCUUCGCUUUCCCAAAUUAGAACAAAUUGAGUACAUUCAGUUACACGUUUGAUUAUUGUGUGUGAAAAAUAUGAAAAAAACCAUUAGAAAGGUUGAAAAGCGACUGAAUAUAUCAUUAAAGAAAAUAUAUA
This is a messenger RNA of Phymastichus coffea, 7995 nucleotides long. Its product is annotated as brefeldin A-inhibited guanine nucleotide-exchange protein 3. Gene Ontology annotation, biological process: regulation of ARF protein signal transduction. Gene Ontology annotation, molecular function: guanyl-nucleotide exchange factor activity. Lineage: Eukaryota; Metazoa; Arthropoda; Insecta; Hymenoptera; Eulophidae. The transcript has 25 exons. The record is from RefSeq and is a predicted model, not a curated record. The coding region runs from base 49 to 6540 and encodes 2163 amino acids.